Messenger RNA from Sardina pilchardus (European sardine), 1436 nucleotides. RefSeq lists its product as uncharacterized. The coding region runs from base 1 to 1383 and encodes 460 amino acids. NCBI's taxonomy places the organism in Eukaryota, Metazoa, Chordata, Actinopteri, Clupeiformes, Clupeidae. The record is from RefSeq and is a predicted model, not a curated record. The transcript is spliced from 8 exons. Gene Ontology annotation, molecular function: transmembrane signaling receptor activity; protein binding. Gene Ontology annotation, cellular component: plasma membrane.
AUGCGUGUGGACCUGGUGGUGGUGUUUGUGGCUGCUGUGGCUCUCUCUCUCCCCGCUCUCUCAACAUGUGACCCACUCUAUGUGAUCACUGCUCCUAACCUCCUGAUGGUGGGUAACCCUGAGAAGGUGGAGGCUAAGGACUUCACUGGAGGAGACCUGAAUGUGAAUAUCACCACUGAAGACCAAACUGUCUCAUCACCACCUUCCUUUUCACCUCCAGCAUCUGACACCUCCCAGUCUGAUCACAUCAGGAAGACAACCAUCAGUGGUGUUCAUCCAGUUGAGUCUGUGAUGAGUAUGACUGGAUAUGUUGGUAAAUCAGCAGUGAUUGAAUGCCCCUAUGACAGAAGAUUUGAACAAUACUCCAAGUACCUCUGCAGAGGAAGGUGUAUCUGGGGGAGUAAAGAUAUUCCUGUCAGCACUGAAGCAGGUCAGACCAGAGCAAUCAAUGGAAGAUUUUCUCUGCAUGAUGACCCCACUGCUGGAGUCUUCACUGUGACCAUCACUGGACUGACUGCAGAGGAUUCAGGACAGUACUGGUGUGGAGUUAAAACAGGAUUUGGAAGAUAUGACGUGUACGCUGAAGUAAAGUUAAAUGUUAAAAAAGGUGUUCAUCCAGUGGAGUCUGUGAUCAGUAAGACUGGAUAUGUUGCUAAAUCAGCAGUGAUUGAAUGCCCCUAUGACAGAAGAUUUGAACAAUACUCCAAGUACCUUUGCAGUGGGGCGUGUGUCUGGGGGAGUAAAGACAUGCCAAUCAAGACUGAAGCAGGUCAAACCAGAGCAAUCAAUGGAAGAUUCUCUCUGCAUGAUGACACCACUGCUGGAGUCUUCACUGUAACCAUCACUGGGCUGACUGCAGAGGAUUCUGGACAGUACUGGUGUGGAGUUAAAACAGGAUUUGGAAAAUAUGACGUGUACGCUGAAGUAAAGCUAAAUGUUAAAAAAGAGGUCUGCAGCACUCUGAAAACUGGACAGAUAGAUAUAGAGGAAAGGUCAAAUAGGAUCUGCCACAAAGACACAAACUAUGUUUACCAAGUCACAGUGGACAAGAUGAGCCUGACCCACCACGCAGACCUCUACCACAUGAGGAUCGACCAUGUGAUCGUGGAAGGUGCUGACAAGGUCCAUGAAGGAGCUAUGCGUCAGUUCGCUGGUUAUCCCACCUGCAGAGAUAAGAUGGCUUUGGAGGUGGGGAAGGCCUACCUGGUUAUGGGCCCCAGGGAGGACUACGAUGGGAGAAACAAGUACCUCCUAAGCACUAGCACCUGGAUGGAGUACUGGCCAACAGAAGAGGAAGGACAGACUCCAGAGUACCAAGAUGCUUAUGAUGCAAUCAUGAUCCUCACCAGUGACAUCAGUACAUUUGGAUGCAAACAAAUGUAAACAUCCAUGGUUUCCAUUUAUUUUAGUCUAAAUGAUACUGCUAUCAUGGUACU